Molecule: messenger RNA, 774 nt
Organism: Medicago truncatula (barrel medic)
Lineage: Eukaryota; Viridiplantae; Streptophyta; Magnoliopsida; Fabales; Fabaceae
Product: classical arabinogalactan protein 26
Exons: 1
Coding region: 164-580 (138 amino acids)
Source: RefSeq, a predicted model, not a curated record
ACUAAAAAAUUUGUGCCCACCACCACUUCUUAUACACCCUUUUGUAAGUUCUAUACUUCAAUCAUAAACUUCCUCAAGAACAUUUCUCUCUCUCGGACACAUUUCAUUAAGAACUGCAAAAAGAGUACAUCAUAAAUUAAUUAAUUUUUAUCUAUCAUCAUUUAUGGCUUCCUUUUGGUCAUUCUCAUCAAUAUUCCUAGCCUUAAUAGCAUGCAAUUGUUCAUUAGCUUUGGCUUCUGCAAAAACCAUGCAUAUUUCAACAAUCUCAGCAGCACCAACUACAUUACCAGAAGCUCCUCUCUUUUCUCCUGCAAUGUCACCAGAUAUGGAGCCACUGUUUCCUUCCCCUGGAGGAGUUGCUUACUCUCCAUCGGAUUCUUCAUUACCAACAAUUCCUUCAAGUCCUAGCCCUCCAAAUCCAGAUAUCUCAACUCAUCAAGGUCCUGUUUCGGCUUUUCCACCAUCCGAGUCUAUGCCACCGGCUUUAGGCCCUUCUUCUCAGGGUUCAUCUCUCCUAAUGUAUUCAAUUUUACAUCUUGCUAUCAUGUUAGUUUGUAUAAUUCAGCUUCAUGGUAUGUGAUUACAUGCUGAUGUUUGUUUCUGCCUGUCUUCUAAAAUCAUGUAAUAAUAAUGUUCUAAAAAUUUAAGGCUAGUUAGUGAACAUUUUUAAGUGUCUGUCUGAUGAGUAAUUUGAAUGUAGAAAUAAUAAAUGGAGGUAAAUUUUUGUCAUCGUUCUAUCAUGUCAAUUUUUAAUCUUAACUGUUCGAUUCUAAA